AUGAAUUAUGAGUUCAAUACAUCCUGUUUAGCAGAAAGACGGAUAUUCCUUGCUCAUUAUCAGACAAUCACUUAUUCACAAACUUCGUGUGGGGCUAAUAGUUUUCAUUUCCCGUCUCAUGGAAAACCCUUUUCGCUCCGCUUAGCCCUAUCCCCCUCUAGGAGUAUUUUAGUGAUAGGUUCUAUAGGAACCGGACGAUCCUAUUUGGUCAAAUACCUAGCGACAAACUCCUAUGUUCCUUUCAUUACAGUAUGUCUGAACAAGUUCCUGGAUAACAAGCCGAAAGGUUUUUUUCUUGAUGAUAUCGAUAUUGAUGAUAGUGACGAUAUUGAUGCUAGUAACGAUAUUGAUCGUGAACUUGAUACGGAGCUGGAGCUUCUAACUAUGAUGAAUGCGCUAACUAUGGAUAUGAUGUCGGAAAUAGACCGAUUUUAUAUCACCCUUCAAUUCGAAUUAGCAAAAGCAAUGUCUCCUUGCAUAAUAUGGAUUCCAAACAUUCAUGAUCUUGAUGUGAAUGAGUCGAAUUACUUAGCCCUCGGUCUCUUGGUGAACUCUCUCUCCAGGGAUUGUGAAAGAUGUUCGACUAGAAAUAGUCUUGUUAUUGCUUCGACUCAUAUUCCCCAAAAAGUGGAUCCCGCUCUAAUAGCCCCGAAUAAAUUAAAUACAUGCAUUAAAAUAAGAAGGCUUCUUAUUCCACAACAACGAAAGCACUUUUUCACUCUUUCCUAUACUAGGGGAUUUCACUUGGAAAAGAAAAUGUUCCAUACUAAUGGAUUCGAGUCCAUAACCAUGGGUUCCAGUGCACGAGAUCUUGUAGCACUUACCAAUGAGGCCUUAUCAAUUAGUAUUACACAGAAGAAAUCAAUUAUAGACACUAAUACAAUUAGAUCUGCUCUUCAUAGACAAACUUGGGAUUUGCGAUCCCAGGUAAGAUCGGUUCAGGAUCAUGGGAUCCUUUUCUAUCAGAUAGGAAGGGUUGUUGCACAAAAUGUACUUAUAAGUAAUUGCCCCAUAGAUCCUAUAUCUAUCUAUAUGAAGAAGAAAUCAUGUAACGAAGGGGAUUCUUAUUUGUACAAAUGGUACUUCGAACUUGGAACGAGCAUGAAGAAAUUCACGAUACUUCUUUAUCUUUUGAGUUGUUCUGCCGGAUCGGUCGCUCAAGACCUUUGGUCUCUACCCGGACCCGAUGAAAAAAAUAGGAUCACUUCUUAUGGAUUCAUUGAGAAUGAUUCGUCAUGUCAUAUAGGCCCGAGUCGGACAUCUAAUUGCUUAGAUUUGAAUUAUCCUUAUCCGGAGGAUGCCUUAUAUAUAUAUUAA
This is a messenger RNA of Brassica napus (rape), 1317 nucleotides long. RefSeq names its product protein Ycf2-like. The transcript has a single exon. The record is from RefSeq and is a predicted model, not a curated record. Gene Ontology annotation, molecular function: ATP binding; ATP hydrolysis activity. NCBI's taxonomy places the organism in Eukaryota, Viridiplantae, Streptophyta, Magnoliopsida, Brassicales, Brassicaceae. The coding region runs from base 1 to 1317 and encodes 438 amino acids.